Molecule: messenger RNA, 1494 nt
Organism: Leptomonas pyrrhocoris
Lineage: Eukaryota; Euglenozoa; Kinetoplastea; Trypanosomatida; Trypanosomatidae
Exons: 1
Coding region: 181-1494 (437 amino acids)
Biological process (GO): zinc ion transmembrane transport
Cellular component (GO): plasma membrane
Molecular function (GO): zinc ion transmembrane transporter activity
Source: RefSeq, a predicted model, not a curated record
AGAGGGAAACAGCUGUACAAGUGAAAGGAAAGCAAAGCGUGAUCCAGAAGCAGCAGGUAUUGUAGCUGUCCGCAGCUUCUGCUCCUCCCACGCACACCAAAACAACGAUACUCCUCAGUGCGCAGUUGAGCAGAGCACACUACUUUUAAUUAUACGUUCUUCUUUUAAAAUCCUAUCACCAUGGCCGGCGGAUACCAGCGGGUGAGAGGCCAGGUCAUCUGCGGCUUCCAGCGCAUGGAAAACUGUAUUGCGCAGGAGGCGGAGAUGCAGAAACCGAGCAGCACACGUGCGCUGUGGUGUGCCGUCGUCUUCUCGACGGUCAUGAUGCUUGUCGAGGCGGUCGGCGGCGUGAUGUCCGGCAGUCUCGCGGUGCUCUGCGACGCGGUGCACAUGCUGGCCGACGUCUUCACGAUUCUCAUCUCGCUCUUCGCGGCGUACGCGUCGACCUGGGAGGCGAGUGACCGCUACAGCUUUGCAUGGCGCCGCGCGGAGGUGAUCGGCGCACUAGCUUCAGUCUUCACGACAUGGGCCCUCGUCGUGUGGAUCACCAUCAGCGCUUUUCAACGUAUGCCACAGGUGCUGCUGUGCGCCAGGUACGAGGAGAGAAUCGGCUGCGAGGUGCUGGAGACGCCGCUGAUGCUGGGUCUUGGCUGCUUUGGCUUUGCAAUGAACGUGCUGCUGACGAGCAUUCUUUUCUGCGGCGGGGUACACGCCCACUCCCAUGGUAGUUUAUUCGCUCACGAGCACGACCACAGCCAUGGCGGGCACGAACACGAGCACGAGCACGAGCACAGUCACACCCACGCUCACAGCCACGACGAGCACGGUCACAGCCACGCCAUGGCGGAAGUAGGAGGCGAGCACAUUCACGUCUCAGACGAUCCGCAUGAUGCACAGGCCACGACGCGCGGCUCAUUGAGUGUGCGGGCCAGCCGUCAAUCGAACGCUGAGGCGCCACCGCAGGGGGCGAUGAACCAACGUGCCGCCCUUCUCCACGUCUUCGGUGACUGCCUGCAGGCCCUCGGUGUCGUUGUCGCAGCUGAACUGACGUGGGCUGGCAACGAGUGGAAGCACAACACCUCUAGCACCGCCCACAGCUACUUCAACCUCGCCGACCCGCUGCUGUCUCUCGUGUUUGGCAUCGUCACGAUUAGCACGACGAGGCACCUGGUGAAGGAGACGUGGCAGAUUUUAAUGGAGCGGGUGCCGCCGAUGCUGUCGUACGCCGACUUCGUGGACGAGAUCCUGCUCGAGGACGCUGUGGACGAGGUUUUGGAUUUUCACAUUUGGAUGGUAGGGCCGAGCUUGUCGAUGCUGUGUGCAACGCUGAGCACCGCAGAGGAGCUGCCCCCGGUGGAGGCGCAGCGCCUGCUGGAGCGGCUGACCGAUCGCUGCAUGGAGAUGGGAGUGCAGCACUGUACGUUUCAGGUAGAGUACAGCCAACACGCUCGUACCGAGGAUGCACCGUUGGUGCACGACGGCAGCGGCAGCUAG